AUCCAAGCCUAGCUACAGGGGUUUUUCGGUUGUAAUUUAUUAAUAUUCUUUAAUAAUAAUGUGAGUUUUGUAAUUAAUAUAGUUUCGGUUUUUAUUCCAACCAAAGUUGUGCUUUAAAUUGAAGAAAAUUAAAUUAAACCAUUGUUUAGUAUGUAGUAGUGAAAAUAGGCCUAUCUUCUGCCUAUGCUGUAAGAAUUGUUCUGUAAGCAAUAUGCAGGCUAAAUGCUGUAGCUGCACCUAACCUUACUUUUCACUUGGCAAUUGGCAGCAAAAGAACUGGAUAAGUUGGGCCUGUCUGUCCAAUUUUAGAGUUUAGACUUAUAAAAAUCAGCAAAUAUUGCACAUAAGCAUGAAAAAUGCAGUUGCGAGCAAUAGGCCUAGCUGUGAAGACAAUUGGGUCAGGAGAUUUAGUGUAUCUGAUCCAUUCAAACACAAUAAAGGGUUUACCCUGUAUAAAAUAACAUCAUUGGUGUACCCAAAAAAGUAUCCUGAAGCAAUCACUACAAUUACCAUAUGGAAAAGAUAUAAUGAUUUUAAAAAGUUGCACAAAGAAUUGAAAGCUCGCCAUAAAAAACUUAACAUCUCCGAUGAAUUUCCCUCAUUUGUAAAGGCAAAAUUUUUUAGUCGGUUUGAAGCCGAUGUUGUUGAAGAAAGACGCCAAGCAGCCUUCACUUUGUUGGAUUAUGUCGCUCAACACCCUUUGUUGUUCACAUCUGAUGUAUUUGUGAAAUUCUUUGAGAGCGGUUAUACUGUGGACAGUGAGACAGGGAAUGUCAGCAACUCAGCUGCAACAAGGUCUUCUUCUCCUUUGAUAUUUACAAACUCCAAACAUGAUCCUGAUACUGGCCAGCCUCCAGGACCGGGCAGCUCUGAUGAUGAACACACCAGCUUUACCACUGACACAGACUCCAUCAGCUCUCCUGUACAGCCUACACUGUGCGAGAGUCCACAGGACCUGUCAGUGGAAGAGGAGACAUGGAGCAGCCAGCCCUCACAACUACAGCAAUCCCAGUCCCAGACAACACUUAGUAGCCUUGCCUCUGUAGAAAGUCUCUUCUCUAGAAGAAUUCAAUCGUUCAAAAACCGCUUCAUUGGUGUCAGCUCUGAAGGAAAUGAUAAUCGAAACAAAGAGGCGGAGACAUCAAGAUACUGGACAGAGGCACAGAAAGUGAUCUCAACUGCAGAAGAGAGAGAGAGACUCGGUGACCACCAGGAAGCCUUCAACUGUUACAAGGCAGCCAUAGCACAGCUGCUCAGUGGAGUACAAAAUGACACAGACCCUGAUAGGAGAAAGUUGGUCCGAGAGAAAACUUCUGAUUACUUGUGCAAAGCUGAGUUUAUUGCAAAUAACUUUCUUUCCACUGAUGUCAGUACAACCAAAAAAACGGACAGUGACAUUGUGCCAUUGUCUAGGCUGUGGCAGCCUCUCUCAGACCUCCAAUACUUUAAAGUAGUCGGUGUCCUCAACAAAGUGAUGCUAGUCAUUGAUUCUCGGACUAAUUUCUUAUUCAUUAUUAAGGCUCUCUACAAAUCUGCUCACCCAGUCAAUGAGAACAAACGGUGUAUUUUCCCUCGUCGUAUUCCUUACGUAGUUGAACUGAACUCAAUCUAUGAAACAGAUUCUUCAGUUUUCCUGGUACUGCAGUAUUUCAGCGGUGGCAAGCUGUGGGACUACAUAAGUCCGUUCUUCCAAAAGCCUCAAGAGACCCCACUGAAGACUAGACGGAGUAGCAACAACAGCAACCCUUACAUUGGCCGACGCUGUCUCGAGCCAGACCUCGUGUCUAUCUCCACAUCUGACUCCUGCCCUUCACGUCUCAACAUGCAAGGCGAGGACUCUGAAGUAAGAUCGACACUGUCCAGUCCAGGAACAAGUUACUUGGAUCUCAUAAGAGAUUACGCAGCCAACAAGAAAACAGAUCAACCUUCUGCAGAAUCUGCUCAACCUGACAGCUAUGACAAUCCUGAUCCGGCCAACUCACCGGUCUACCGUAUUGUCACGGACACUUUGAGUUGCAACAACAACGCCUCAGAAAAUCUUCCUACCUUGACAGCUUCGACUGACAACUUGUAUAGAGAUGUGCUCACUCUGGUCAACUCUGACUUUAAACUCAAUAUAGAAGAGAGUGUAGAUAUUGAGACAAAGGAUCUAGUUCAACACGCUCAAAGACUGUUACAAUCAGUGGAUGCAACAUUGCUUGAGAGUGAGAGUAUCAUCAGCAGAGUGGAGCUACAUCAUCAGAGCACACCUGAUGACAGACUCACUGCAACUAUCCCCCUCCCCGAUGAUAGGUUGACCAGGGACAUUGAUCUUCUUUCUGUGACAUCCAAUCACUCUAACAAGUCUCUGGACAUUCCUCGACUGGUGCACAACCUCAGUUCCAAGGGCUCAUCUCUAGUCAGUUCAGUGGAGCCUGAUGCUGCACCUCAGUGGUGUCAAUUGGAGGUUGGAGGUCCUGGCAUAGCAGAGGACACUGUUAGACGCUGGGCUGCUCAACUAGUGACUGCACUGCACGCGUUACAUCAGAUGGGAAUCAUCUGCAGGGACUUGAAUCCAGAGAAUGUGUUAGUGAGUGGCAGCACGGUGCGUCUGACAUACUUUUGUAGUUUUCCUGGAGUAGAGCCUCAGCUGAGCACACAAGCCAUCAACCAUCUGUACACAGCCCCUGAGUUGUGUUCCAUCUUCCCCAUCACCCAAGCUGCAGACUGGUGGAGCCUGGGGACAUUGUUGUACCACCUCCUCACUGGCCAGGUAGGUGUAACGUGUUGUAGCCCUGUAGGGCCUCAGCUGAGCACACAAGCCAUCAACCAUCUGUACACAGCCCCUGAGUUGUGUUCCAUCUUCCCCAUCACACAAGCUGCAGACUGGUGGAGCCUGGGGACAUUGUUGUACCACCUCCUCACUGGCCAGGUAGGUGUAACAUGUUGUAGCCCUGUAGGGCCUCAGCUGAGCACACAAGCCAUCAACCAUCUGUACACAGCCCCUGAGUUGUGUUCCAUCUUCCCCAUCACACAAGCUGCAGACUGGUGGAGCCUGGGGACAUUGUUGUACCACCUCCUCACUGGCCAGGUAGGUGUAACAUGUUGUAGCCCUGUAGGGCCUCAGCUGAGCACACAAGCCAUCAACCAUCUGUACACAGCCCCUGAGUUGUGUUCCAUCUUCCCCAUCACACAAGCUGCAGACUGGUGGAGCAUGGGGACAUUGUUGUACCACCUCCUCACUGGCCAGGUAGGUGUAACAUGUUGUAGCCCUGUAGAGCCUCAGCUGAGCACACAAGCCAUCAACCAUCUGUACACAGCCCCUGAGCUGUGUUCCAUCUUCCCCAUCACACAAGCUGCAGACUGGUAG
Molecule: messenger RNA, 3349 nt
Organism: Macrosteles quadrilineatus (aster leafhopper)
Lineage: Eukaryota; Metazoa; Arthropoda; Insecta; Hemiptera; Cicadellidae
Product: ribosomal protein S6 kinase delta-1
Exons: 16
Coding region: 350-3349 (999 amino acids)
Biological process (GO): protein phosphorylation
Molecular function (GO): protein kinase activity; phosphatidylinositol binding; ATP binding
Source: RefSeq, a predicted model, not a curated record